Messenger RNA from Dichomitus squalens LYAD-421 SS1, 789 nucleotides. RefSeq lists its product as uncharacterized. The record is from RefSeq and is a predicted model, not a curated record. Gene Ontology annotation, molecular function: nucleic acid binding. NCBI's taxonomy places the organism in Eukaryota, Fungi, Basidiomycota, Agaricomycetes, Polyporales, Polyporaceae. The annotation marks the transcript as partial. The transcript has a single exon.
UGGAGUUUAUUCAUGUCUCGCUUCAACUUCGUUCUGAAGCACCGCCCUGGGAAAACAAUGCUACGAGCCGACCCUCUGUCCAGGAGGCCAGAUCAUGAAGAGGGGGUAAGCAGUGAUAACUUCGGACAGACACUGCUGAAACCUGAGUUUUUCGCAAUCAAAGCUAUGCAACCUGGUCACACCUCCAUUGUCAACGACAAGGAACUGCUCGAACGCAUCAAGAAGGCCCUUGAAGAUGACAAAAUGAUGAAGCACUACAAGGAAUUGCUAGCUAGUGGACCCCGGGAGUUUGGAAAAUACCUGCAAGAUUGGAACAUGGAGAACGGUUUACUGUUACGACGCGGCAAAGUCUAUGUGCCCAAGGACCAGAGCAUCCGCCUCGACUUGCUCAAACUACAUCACGACACGUUAUUAGCAGGACACCCAGGAAGGUGGAAGACCUUGGAGAUCAUUGCACAGAACUAUUGGUGGCCCGGCAUGUCAAUCGACGUCAAGAAAUACGUACAAGCAUGCGACACUUACCAACGGAACAAGUCAGUCAGGAAACCACCGUAUGGAUUACUGCAGCCAAACGAGAUCCCCGCUGGACCAUGGGAAAUCUGGUCAAUCAAUAUCAUCUCUCAGCUUCCGCCUUCGGUUGAUAGACAUGGCAACACCUUCACCGCGAUAGUAGUAGUAGUGGACCGUCUCUCAAAACGGUCCCACUUCUUCGCAGCUGACGACCACUUCUCGGCAACAGAAGCAGCCGAGCUCAUCUACGAACACAUCCUGAAACACCAUGGCCUACCG